Molecule: messenger RNA, 1752 nt
Organism: Xenopus laevis (African clawed frog)
Lineage: Eukaryota; Metazoa; Chordata; Amphibia; Anura; Pipidae
Gene: snx10.L
Product: sorting nexin 10 L homeolog
Biological process (GO): cilium assembly; intracellular protein transport; vesicle organization
Cellular component (GO): cytoplasm; endosome; endomembrane system
Molecular function (GO): phosphatidylinositol phosphate binding; phosphatidylinositol binding
Source: RefSeq, marked provisional
GGAUUGCUGUGUGUGCUGCUGCUCAUUCACAAUAUCCUUAAUUCCUGCUGUUAUUGAAGUAUGCUGCCAAGGGAUCAAGAAGGCGAAACCAUCUCUGUGUGGGUGCGAGACCCUAAAGUACAGAAAGAAGAUUGGCAUUCUUAUGUGGAUUAUGAAAUAUGUCUUCAUACAAAUAGUAUGUGUUUUACCCUGAAAACGUCAUGUGUAAGAAGGAGGUUUCGGGAGUUUGUAUGGCUUCGCCAAAAGCUUCAGAGCAAUGCUGUAUUAACUCAACUACCAGAACUACCUCCCAGAAUACCAUUUUUUAAAAUCUCUAAUAGUCAAAAUUUGGAGCAGCGUGUCCGUGGAUUGCAAGAGUUCUUAAACAAGGUUUUGCACUGUCCAGUUCUGCUCUCUGACAGCCGACUUCACCUUUUCCUACAAACCCAGCUUGGUGCAGAAGAAAUUGAUGCCUGCGCAUCUGGAAAAACAGAAUAUACCGUUUUUGAAGCCAUUCACAAGUUUGCCAACUCGAACCGGCGGUUUCCUGUGGAAGAGGAAGAGAAAACAAGUCAUUACUUGGAUCCCGAGAGUUCAUCCUCAAAGCUUGGAUACAAGUGUGAUGGUGAUUUCGUGCAUGGAUGCAACCUAGACAAAGAACGUGAAGAAGUGUGGACUACUAUUCUGCCUCCAAAGUAGUUUGGACUCUGGACAUUUUAGUUUUAUUUGUUCAGUAUUUAAUACCAGUGUGUGAAAACUGUAACAGCUUUCAUUUGGCAUUGUCAAACACUGACCCAGAUACCCAUGUACAGCAAUGCCAAUGUAUUUAAAGGGAAAAACCUUUUUAUAUAUAGUAUCAAAUUUGCAGAUUAAUGAAGGCUAAUUAAAAUAAUUUCACCAUCGGUGGGUUUAUAGUAGGUCAAGUCAUGUAUGCCGGCACAAACUCCUGACACUCCUGGGGCUGCAGAUCCCCGACUCCACAGGAAGAGGUGAAUCGAAUCUUUCCUUGUCCCCGACUCCACAGGAAGAGGUGAAUCGAGAUCUGCUGAUGCUCACACUAUUUACUUUACAGCUAGCAUUCGUCAUCUUUUUCUGGCAGCGGCACGGCAGAUGUCGGGAAGGUGCCUGUGUGAUUCUGCACAAGAAAAAAAAAAACACUAGGAGCCAAACUGCUUUUUAAAAAAACUUUUCAAUAUAUGUUAGUAUAGUUUUGUGUGAACUUUCCUUUAAAUUAAAUGUUUUUUUUGUGUUUAGAUACUUGCUCACUGAAACAGUCUGUAACAAAAUACAUUUUAAGCAUAUAUAUAUAUGUGUGUGAGAAAAUCUGAGGGUAGCCGUGACACACAGCAGAUUGCACCCUGUAGUGGCAUAGAUAACUACUGAUUUAGCCUUCAUUUAGUCACCACUGGUAGAGUUUCACAGAGACCUUGCAGUUUCAUUUGACAAAUUGCACUCAUUCCCUGCUCCUUAAAACAAGCCACUUAAACUGCAAUAACUGCUUUGGGGGGAAUAAAACCUUUCUGAAUGGUCACUUGUUAGUGAAUAUUAUGUGCACUUUAUUGCUGCCUCCUCAUGAAGCCAAUGAACUGUUUUUUUUUUUUGUUCAGAUUAUUGUUAAGUUUUGUUUGUAUUUUUGCUAUGUUACUGUGAUUUUUAUUUUGCUGCUAUUGCUGACUACUCAAUACAUUUUUUUUCUUUGUUUGUAAGCCAUUAUAUACAUUGUAUGUUAUGUUCUAAUUUAAGGACAUGUCAAAUAAAAACAAAGUACACAAA